AUGCAUAAGCUGGCUAUGCUGGCUAUAAUAGAACCUUUUUCUAAUCAAGCUCAUAUAGAGUCUUUUAGACUGCAAUUGAUCAUGGAUCAUAUUUUUAGCAAUCUUAAUAACAAAAUAUGGCUUUUUUGGUCUAAUGAGAUUUCUGCUGUUAUUUUGGAAAGUGAUCAACAACAGGUGACUUGUGAAAUUAGUCAUGAGAACUGCAGUGAAAAGUUUAUUGUGACCUAUGUAUAUGCUAAAUGUAAGAAUCAGUUAAGGAAACCUCUUUGGGAUAUUAUGCUUAAGAGGUCUGAAACCAUGUAUCCUUGGAGUAUUUUAGGUGAUUUUAAUGUUAUCACCUCCACUAGUGAGAAGCUGGAUGGGUCUGAUCAUUGUCCUUUGUUAAUGGAAAUAGGUGAUAUACAAUCUAACUCUAUUAAAUAUUUUAAAUUUCUGAAUUGUUCGACUGAGAAUGAAUCAUUUCUGAAAACUGUGGAAAAUUGUUGGAAAAGAGAUGUGAUAGGCAAUCCUAUGUGGAAUUUUCAUACAAAGUUAAGGAGGCUAACUAAGACUUUGAGAGAGUGGUCAAAACAGGAAUAUGGUGAUGUAUUUGUAAAGGUUAAACUGUAUGAGGAGUUGGUGAAAAGGGCUGAAAAUGAUAUGAUCUGUAAUCAGAGUAUAGAAAAUAGUGAGAAGCUUAAUGCUAUUAAUGCUAAGUAUAUUAAGUACUACAAGUUGGAAUAUAAGAUUCUUCAGCAAAAAACUCAAUUGCAUUGGUUACAAGAGGGAGAUGCUAACACUAAAUAUUUUCAUGCUGUGAUUAGAGGUAAAAGAAAUAGAAUGGCUAUUCAUAAAUUGAUGGAUGACAGUGGGAAUUGGAUUACUGGGGAAGAAAAUAUUGCUAAACAGGCUUGUGAUUAUUAUGAGGGGAUUUUUACUGCUAAGAAUGAGAAAAUUAAGGAAGAUAUCCUGCAGUGUAUCAAGCCUAUUAUUACUCAAGAACGAAAUGAUAGUUUAGACAGAUUACCUGAUAUGGAUGAAUUGAGAGGAGUCAUUAUGAGUAUGAAUCCUCAUUCAGCACCUGGACCUGAUGGUUUUGGAGGAAAAUUUUACCAAGUUUGUUUUGAUAUUAUCAAAGAAGAUCUCUUGGCUGCUGUUAAGUAUUUUUAUAUUGGUAAUAGUAUGCCCAGAUAUUUGACUCAUGCCUCUUUAAUUUUACUUCCAAAAACUGAUCAUCCCUGCAGACUUAAGGAUUUCAGACCUAUUAGCCUUAGUAAUUUUGCCAAUAAGAUCAUCUCAAAGAUCAUUAGUACAAGAUUUGGUUUAAUAUUACCUGGUAUUAUUUUUGAAAAUCAAUCAGGCUUUGUCAAGGGAAGGAGUAUAGCUGAGAAUAUUUUGUUGGCUCAGGAAAUUAUUAAUGGUAUUAAAAAACCAAAAGAAGGCAGUAAUGUGGUUAUCAAAUUAGACAUGGUUAAAGCUUAUGAUAGAGUUUCAUGGACUUAUACUUGUUUGGUUUUAAGAAAGUUGGGAUUUAGUGAAGUGUUUAUUGAUAGAGUUUGGAGGAUUAUGAGUAAUAAUUGGUACUCUAUUGUAAUAAAUGGAAAGGGGCAUGGUUUUUUCAAUCCAAGAGAGGUCUUAAACUGGUAUAAAGGAUUUCAUAUGGAAAGAAAUGGUCCAAAAAUUAACCAUCUUAGUUUUGCUGAUGAUAUAAUUAUAUUUGCCUCUACUGAUAGUAAUUCUCUUCAUCUUAUUAUGAAAACUAUUGAAUUAUAUGAAGAAGUUUCUGAUCAGCAAGUGAAUAAACACAAAAGUUUCUUUAUGGUAACCUCUAACACUGGGCAUGAUAUUAUAGAGGAAAUUAAGAGGGCUACUGGAUAUAGUAGGAAGAACAGUCCUAUCAAUUAUCUUGGAUGUCCACUAUAUAUUGGUGGGCAAAGGAUUAUAUAUUACUCUGAGGUGGUUGAAAAAGUGAUCAAAAGAAUUGCAGGCUGGCAUUCAAAAAUUUUAAAUUUUGGAGGUAAAAUUACUUUGGUGAAACAUGUUUUGCAAUCUAUUCCAAUUCAUACACUUGCUGCUAUUUCACCUCCUAAAACUACUUUAAAUUGUAUUAAGAAGCUUAUAGCAGAUUUCUUUUGGGGAAUUGAUAAAGAUGGUAAGAAAUAUCACUGGUCAUCUUGGGAAAACAUGGCAUAUCCAACAAGUGAAGGGGGUAUUGGUGUAAGAUUGCUAGAAGAUGUUUGUACUGCUUUUCAAUAUAUGCAGUGGUGGGAUUUUAGAACUAAAAACUCUUUGUGGAGUCAGUUUUUAAAGGCCAAAUACUGUCAAAGAGCCAAUCCUUUGGCUAAAAAAUAUGACUCUGGAGAUUCUCUAGUAUGGAGAUACCUAACUAGAAAUAGACUUAAGGUGGAAUCUCUCAUUAAAUGGCAAAUACACUCUGGUACUAGUAGUUUUUGGUGGGAUAACUGGUUGGAUAAUGAAAAUCUUGCUAGUCAAAGUGAUCAUAUUUCUAGUUUAAAUAACGGUGUGGUUACAGAUUUCAUAAAGGAUGGUAAGUGGAAUGAAAGCUUAAUUAGACACCAGGUGAAUCCUUUGUUCAUACCCAAGAUUUUGCAGACGAAAUUAAAUUAUUCUACAGGCAAAGAGGACAAUGCAAUUUGGAUUCCAACAGAAACUGGCAAUUUUACUAUAGCUUCUGCAUGGGAGUGUAUUAGAAAUAAAAGACCUAUUGACACUAUUAAUACUAUUAUAUGGCAUAAACAUUUACCUUUUAAAAUAGCCUUCUUUAUUUGGAGAGCUCUAAAAGGUAAAUUACCUACUAAUGAACUACUGCAGAGAUUUGGUAGUGCUAUAUCAAAGUGUUAUUGUUGUUAUAGUAAAGGCAAGGAUGACAUUAAUCAUAUAUUGAUUAAUGGCAAUUUUGCUAAACAUAUAUGGAAGAUCCAUGCUGCAAUACUUGGAGUAGUGCCAGCCAACACUACUCUUAGAGAUCAACUAUUGCAUUGGAGAAAUCAACAAGUUAACAAUGAGGUACAUAAACUACUUAUUCAUAUUUUACCUAAUGUCAUUUGUUGGAAUUUAUGGAAAAAUAGGUGUGCUGUCAAGUAUGGAAAUAAGAGUUCCAGCAUCCAUAGAGUGCAAUAUGGCAUAUUCAAGGAUGUAAUGCAAGUUAUUAAAAUUGUGUUUCCAAGUAUACCAUGGCAAUCAAGUUGGAACAAGCUCAUUAACAUAGUCGAGCACUGUAAACAGCAAUAUAAAAUAGUUUUAGUAAGUUGGAAUAAACCAGGUUUAGGCACUUAUAAACUCAACACAGAUGGUAGUGCUUUACAAAAUUCAGGAAAGAUUGGAGGUGGUGGUAUUUUAAGGGAUCAUCAAGGUAAAAUUGUUUAUGCUUUUUCUCUACCUUUUGGCUUUGGUACUAACAACAUUGCAGAGAUAAAGGCUGCUCUAUAUGGGCUGGAGUGGUGUGAUCAACAUGGCUACAAAAGAGUGGAAUUGGAAGUUGAUUCACAGCUACUGUGCAACUGGAUCAAAAACAAAACAAAUAUACCUUGGAUAUAUGAAGAUCUUAUUCAACAAAUUAAGCAAAUAACUAGGAAAAUUGAACAAUUUCAGUGUCAUCACAUAUACAGGGAAGCCAACAUUACUGCAGACUUGUUAUCCAAAUGGAGUCACAGUUUAGAGCUAGUUCAACACUUCUACACAAAAAGACAACUCGAGGGAAGGAAGCUAUCUAUUGGAGAAGAUGGGCACACAAAAUUUUAG
Messenger RNA from Solanum lycopersicum (tomato), 3741 nucleotides. RefSeq lists its product as uncharacterized. Gene Ontology annotation, molecular function: nucleic acid binding; RNA-DNA hybrid ribonuclease activity. NCBI's taxonomy places the organism in Eukaryota, Viridiplantae, Streptophyta, Magnoliopsida, Solanales, Solanaceae. The record is from RefSeq and is a predicted model, not a curated record.